AUGCUCAAUCUCUACACCGAGACAGCGUUCCAGGUGACUUCGGCGACCCCAGACUCAGUGAUACGCCUCCAAGUUCCGAGAAAGAAUGGCUCGUUCGAAAAACCCAAAUCUGCUUCCACCCGCUCUGAGAAUACCAGGGUCUGGAGCAAAGAUCAACACUCCUAUGCCUCCCAUAUCCUAGCCUCGCAAGGUUCGAUAUAUUUCCGCGCGUCAAAAACAUAUCCGCGGUCGUUCUACUGGAAGGUGGUAAACAAUGGAAGGGUAUUGCUCGUGCAAUGCGCGGAUUUUGCAAGAAGCGAGAGCGAUGUCAACGAGGCCUACUUUACCGUCCGGUUUGAGUUCCAGGAUCCGAUCAUCCCUCGAGGCGUUGCCUUUGCAGACCUAGAGAGUCUCGACGAGAUCAGCGCCUUUGUUUGCACCGACAAAAACGAGAUCUUCAACCUGCGCCUGCCAACGAGUGCCUUCCGCGACCCGCGUGUUCUGCAAAGCGAAAACCUCACUCAGUGGUGCCAGCCACUCGAAAGCUCCGCCCUAGGCAUCGAUACAGUCUAUCGCAUACAUGCCCAUACUCCUUUGGUUGUGGUAAUAUCCUUUGCUAGCGGAAGGUUACAGCGGUUGAAGAGACGGUCUGUACAGGACGGCUGGGAACAGGAUAACUACGACGACCGGUCAUGGGGCGCAUCAAUCCGAGGGCUCGUCAGUCGCCGGGGUUAUCAUGCGAUCGAGUUUGGUUCAACCCAGCUGGACUCAAGAACAGCCCAGACUAUGGCCAUUUCAGCAGAUGGUGAUCUCCUCUUCACAGUGUGCCUCAACCACACGUUGAGAAUUUGGAACCUCAACAAUGGGAGAAUUGUUGCUACGAAAGACCUGGUGGGCAUGACACGGGAUCCCAACGACAGAACCCAUUUGAACCCAGUAGAAGAUGCCCUCUUGCAAGUGUUCAGAGAAGACGAAGCGCAGAAGUUUCCCACCGUGUUGACUUACAGUCCCCAAGAGGGAGGGCAGUUCAAAUUCUGGGAUAUCAAGGGGAGCCUCACAGACAACCUUAUCGUUGACGACAGAUAUCCAGGAACAAGACUAAGCGCCCCAGACCCGGAUCCGUCGGGAAACACUGUCUGGUCCAUGAUCGGAUUCAAGCUCGAUCCUGGCACCGAUCGCAGGUCUACUCAGCUCUGGGUGCUCUGGCGGAAUCACAACUACCACCAGCUUUACAACUGUCAACUGGAAUUGGGCAGCUUGGCGAGCUCAUGGAAGUCAAACUGGGUCAAAUGUAACGCAAGAGUGUCCACGAAGACUGUACCUCCAGAGUUUGUCAGAGGUGACCAGCAUGAUCCGUCUUCCAAGUGGUUGGAUUUCUUCUUCCGUCCCGGUCGCUACUCAGAGGCUGCCCUUGACACGGCGUUAUCGAUAUAUGAGGAUGCGACUUCGACAAAGUUGACCGCUUCGCAGAAGGAAGCUCCUCUAAGACAGCGAAUGUGUACCACUGUAGCGGCCAACAUUUCACUUCGGAAGUAUGGUGACUCAGAGAUGGACUUUGACCGGUUCUGUAUCGACACUGAUACACAAUGGCGCAAUUUCUACAGGAUUGUGGAAAAUGUCAACGACGACCGCAAUGCUCCACUAGCCCUGGCCUACGAUGCUUUCAGCGAGAUGGUGUGGAUUACCAUGGCAGACAAGUGCUGUGCUAUUCGAGAGUGCAGCAAGUUUGAACUACUCCAGCAGAACGCACUCAGCGACAUACAAGAUCUUGAGGACACUACUGCUCGAUUAUGGCCCCAUCGGAAAGUCAGCACUGACGACGGAGAACCCUUCCUUGACCUGGCCAUCCUCAUCUCUGCGGCGCGGACGUUCAGGGAAUCGCUUUCUUCCGAUCUUGCUCAAGAUCUUGUGGAUGCGAUCGAAGAAGACAUAUUGAUUGGCGCUGAUUAUGUGACUCCGACACGAAUGUUGAACACUUAUGAUAGUACAGGAUUUGGUGAUGCCAUAUCGAACGAAACCUUUGAAAGACUCCAGUCUGAUCUCUCUCCGAUGGGCGGCAUCUCUGGUCUGAACAACGAGCUUUUCCUUGGGGUAUUGGAGCUGUUUGCGCUUAAGAGCAGGAGAGCGAAAAGUGCCUUGAGAAAUACCCUUUUUGGGAAUCUUCUCUUGUCUGCUGGUGUGCUCGACUUCUUCUCCUCCCAGAAACAAGUGCUCAUGGAUCUUCUUGCUCUGGCGGUUUUUGUGGAAGGCGAAUUGAGUCAAGAGGAGGCGAAAUCGACGAUAUUUGACGCGUCGGAACUACAUGAACAGAUCGCACCCCUUCUCCGGCUGUGCAACCGCAAUCUGUGGCUGGCAUCGCACUCACGCUUGGUACCAUUAGAGAUUCUUGGCACUGAUGGACACCCAAAUGCCUCCCGCCGACGCUCUGAUAUCGUGACUGCCAACAAGAGACAGGUUACCAUAAUGGAGGACACAUUAAGCAAAGCUGUUCGACCACAGCCUGCGGUUGAGAAACCAUUGAUGUAUCUGAUCACAGACCAGUUGUUGGAGAUUGAUGACUGGGCUUCUGGAAAAGAUACACUGGAUCCAGAAGAAGGUGCAGUCUACCUCCAAUGCGAUCUGCUUGUUCAAGGCCAACUCGACCUUGCCACAGAAUUUUUACAGUACCAGCCUUCGACAUCCUGGUCAAGCUACGUGAAAGGACGGUUGGCUACUGCGAAAGGCGAGCACGAUGUGGCAGCACAUUACUUUCAGAAAGCAUCAUAUGGCCUAGCAUGCGGGAAAGCGGUUGGAAACCUGGUUGCCCUUUCAGCAGGUCUCCUGUCGGCGAUAGAAGCCGAGUGUUUCAACAACGGCCUGCCCGUCUACUUGCAUCAUAUCACAACAAUUUUUGAGUCUGCGAAAGCUUACAACGAAGCAGCUCGGUUUGCUCAUCUAACGUUAGAAUCGCUGCACGCCGGGCAGGAGCCGACUCCAAAUUUCCGUACCCAAGUCUUGUCCAGAUUGAUCACCGCAGAGCUCAAGCUAUCUAGGUUCGGUCGCGCCUACAACGCCGUGGUUCAGCUGCCUGACGAAGCAUUGCAGCGAUCGUCAGUAACAUCCCUGAUCAACUCGAUAUUGAGUUCAAGUGGAUCUGUCUUCGGGCCCGAAGGCGUAGUACGGACCAUUCGAUCUCUCCCCUGGGCCAUGUAUCCUCAGUUUACCCGACACAUGGAGUCACACCUUGUAUCCCUUGCAAAAUCUCAGAUGACAUCCAGCCUGGCUCCAGGCAAUGGCAAAGUCGACUAUCUCAGCGUCAUGCACGCUCUACGCAUCUCCCAACACGACUAUCGUGGUGCUGUUACAGUCCUUUACGACCGACUGAAAUUAAUCCGCAAAUCUGGUCGGGCUCGACAUGAUCCAAAGGCCACAGCAUUGAGACACGUCUUGCUUGCUCUCAUCAAUCUUAUGGCGUGCAUGGCACCGGACGAGGCGUAUAUUCUUGCGGAAACCGAGGAUAGCACGGCGGCGAAUCGGAGCCAGCCGAGCGCAGAAGAUAUCAAUGUACAAAAUGACGAACAGAUGAUGAAGAUGAGCAAGCGACGGCGCGUGAUUAUCACUCUGGAAGACUUGCGCAAAGAAUAUCAGGCGAUACUGGAUAGGUGUAGUCGCAUUGAGCGUGGCGAUUUCGAUUUUGAAAUCGAUGGGGACGAGAGUGAAGACGACAGCGAGGAGGUGAUGGCAGACCAGAGUCAAUCGAGAUUGAAUCUAUCGAAAGCAUCUUUGAGAAACGGAACCAGUAAUGGAGGGGACGCCAUGGAAUUUUGA
This is a messenger RNA of Fonsecaea monophora, 3786 nucleotides long. RefSeq lists its product as hypothetical. Gene Ontology annotation, molecular function: structural constituent of nuclear pore; protein binding. The transcript has a single exon. Gene Ontology annotation, cellular component: nuclear pore. The record is from RefSeq and is a predicted model, not a curated record. Lineage: Eukaryota; Fungi; Ascomycota; Eurotiomycetes; Chaetothyriales; Herpotrichiellaceae. The coding region runs from base 1 to 3786 and encodes 1261 amino acids.